AUGGGCCGGCGUAUUAGUGACUGCCCGGAGCUGCUUGUAGAACCAGUAGCACUGGAGACGGCACACGCACGCCAGAUUCUAAGCCGGUGCGUGGAGGACUGCGUUGGCAACAGCGUGUUGUUCAAAGGCCUUCUGAAGAAGGGGCGCAACGAGGGGGAGUACUUCCUGCUCUCUGUGGGGUUGCUCGGUUUGUGGGGCAAAGAGGGCCUUACUGAUAACACGGUUACGUGGGGUCCAAGGGGCCAGUUUUUUGACCAUCUGGUAAACUUGUCGUUGGUCUCCCUGUUGGGCAGCCUCUUCAGUGGCUUGGAGCAAGUCAAGAAUUUCCUGACGUUUUUUCGCAAAGCAGGCUUUCUUAGCCUUUUUCGCCUCCAAGUGAUAUCGGGUGGCCGCCCGCCAGGCCGCAAACAGGCGGCCCGUGCGUCGAGUCUGGACCGCAGUGUACCUGGCUUGCUGUCUGAGCCUCCAGAGGUGCUGAAUCGUGGCGUUGCUUGGUGCCGGUGGCUUGGCAAUAGCAGGAAAUUCCUGUUGACAAGCCUGACGGAGCACAGCAUUGAUAUCCAAAGCUUGCGUAGGGGAGCCUCCUUCGUGCUGCUCUACCCUUUGCGCAACCGCGGCGCGCAGCUGUUGAGCGUCCGUGUUGUUACGACGGGCAGCAUCAUCCAGCGAUUUUUUGUCAAUUGGCGCUGCCGCCGCUCUGCGUGCGGGCAGCAAAAAGUGGUUCAUUACCCGAAGACUUGCUUCGAGUCCGAAGUGACCGAUGUGCAAUCUCCAGGUGCCAAUGGGUGGCUUGGCUACUUUAACUUUUUUCGCUUUUGCGUCUGCUGUGGUGAUUCUCGUGAAGAUAAAGUCGAUUUGGCUCGUUCCGGCCUUAUUGUUGGGUGCUUGAUUGAAUUGGGUGGGUUGUGGAGGGCCACACCACGUGUUGAGCGCGGCGAGCCCGUGGCUCUCGAGAAACGUGUUGAGAGCGUCCGGGUCCAGGGCAUCAGCACCUGUGUGAAAGGGUGUAUUGCAGGUGGAUCUGGCUACGUGUGGCGUAGCUGGCUUAACCUCGGCUUGAAAGUCACCGGCUAUCACAAGAGUAGCUCGCAUGGGAAUGCCAGCAAUCGCACGGCCCAGUUUACUAAGCAGAGCUUGCCUUUUAUCACGCAGGACAACAGGAUUAACAGUGAAGUUGUGUGGAAACUGGUAGCAAUUGAAGAGCUCAACCCUUCCAUGGGGAGUCUGAAUUUGCGUGCGAAGGAUUCGGCCAGGCUGGAUUUCUUCGUGGCGAAUGGUAUCUGUUUUGUGGCGUGGGUGGAUCAACGUGAGGACACCGUCAGCCUUGGCCUUGGUGCCAGAGUGUAUGGCACGCCAGCCUUGAACAACAAAUUCAGAGGACAUCGUCCAGUGAGUUUCUUGAAGGCAAAUGACAUCGUGCUGGGCAUGCAGGAGACACUCCUUGAGCUCUUGCCACAGCAAGGUGGACAACGAGCCAACAUUCAGCGAGAGCAUCCGGAGCCGAUUGGCAUAUUUGGUGCCCCUUCUGGGACCUCUCCUGUCGCCCUUGGUUUGUGA
Molecule: messenger RNA, 1557 nt
Organism: Symbiodinium necroappetens
Lineage: Eukaryota; Dinophyceae; Suessiales; Symbiodiniaceae
Source: the annotation of a GenBank genome assembly